UGCACGACUUGACUGCUCUCUACUCUUCGAACUCUCUUCCCUCGUUCAGUACUCCCUUUCUACAGACCCUCUCGGAGCCCCGGGCGAUAGGGUGUCCUCCUUGCGCUCUGCGUCGCCCUUUCUCAACCGCACUCCAUGGCGUUCUCCGACCUUGUGCAAAGUAUAUCAUCCAAAGUGCUUCCUGAAAAGCGUGGCACGCUACCAUUACAACCUUCAACGACCGGGGCGGGAAUUGCGAGCGGCGGCCAUGCACCAUUCGAAGAUGAUAUGAUCGUCUCAAAGCCGGCAAUCAUAUUCUUCACGUUGCAGAUAUUCUUCAACUUCAUUGCGAUGUGUUGUUUCGCUAGUGUAGCGUCAUUCCAGGCUCAGCACCAUGUCGGCCCUUCGGGCCUGAGUGGAUUCGCGCUCUUCAUCUCGAUCUCUGGCAUGUUCUACUCGCUGUUUUUGCUUAUGGUCCCUGUCAUCUACGAAAAAUAUGACAAAGGUGCAAGACUGGCCCGCGCGUUGAACGAGAUCCGCGUCGGGUUCAUCCUCACUGCUACCGGAGUUGUAGCUAGCUUGUUGAUCGCCUUCAUCACAACGAUCUCCGCGUGGACUGAGCCAGGCUGCAAGGAUGCAUCGAAAGACCCCAACGCAAAGGCAGGGGGUGAUAGCUUCGUAAAGGGUCUCCCUGGCUGGUGUUCCACGAAAAAAGCUGGCUGCGUCUUUUUCUGGUUUGCGUUCGGAGCCUGGCUCGGCACUCUUACCCUGACUCUCCUGGAUUGGCGCAACGGCAAGAACAGCCGCGCGCGCGACCCUCCCUUCGUCCCACCCGCAGAAGACGCUGCCGAACGCGAUGAAGAAGAAGCGGACUCAAUUUACGAUCAACCGUACGGAAAGUCUAUCGACGAGCAUUCAGACUCCAGUCAAGGACCGUUUUCCGACAACAACCGCUACUCCGGCGUCCCUACUGUCGCGGCCUCCACUAACCCGUAUUCUGGAGCCCCUCAGCUCCCUAGACAAAGCUUCGAUAACUACGGCGCUUUCCAAGAUCCUGCUCCGAGUGGUUUCGCUGCUACAACCAACUCACCUCCGACCUUCGCGCCACCGCUGAGCCCUCCUCCCGAGAACACGCGUAUCAGCCGCACGAUGCAAUACGCGGACCCUUAUUCAAGGGUGCGCGACGCAGUAACGCACAGUGCGGCGGCUCCGUCUCCCCCAACUUAUUCUACAUAUAACCCCUACCCGUGAUGACGAGACAACUUGAAUCUCACAGAUGUAUUGCGAUGAUUACUUACGGUUACCCAUUUCUACGGUCUGGCUCAAGCUCGCAUGGACUCUAUCUAUUCGUUAAAUGUCUGUUAUAUACGCGAUGUCAUACCGAUUACGAGCUCUAUCAAGUCAUGCAUAUGUAGCUUUGCGCGUUCGCGCAGAGCAGAAGCAA
Phanerochaete carnosa HHB-10118-sp is the source of this 1423-nucleotide messenger RNA. RefSeq lists its product as uncharacterized. NCBI's taxonomy places the organism in Eukaryota, Fungi, Basidiomycota, Agaricomycetes, Polyporales, Phanerochaetaceae. The coding region runs from base 136 to 1230 and encodes 364 amino acids. The record is from RefSeq and is a predicted model, not a curated record. The transcript is spliced from 5 exons. Gene Ontology annotation, cellular component: membrane.